This is a messenger RNA of Encephalitozoon romaleae SJ-2008, 1674 nucleotides long. RefSeq names its product MdlB ABC transporter ATPase/permease component. The transcript has a single exon. NCBI's taxonomy places the organism in Eukaryota, Fungi, Microsporidia, Unikaryonidae. Gene Ontology annotation, molecular function: ATPase-coupled lipid transmembrane transporter activity; ABC-type transporter activity; ATP binding. Bases 1 to 1674 code for a protein of 557 amino acids. Gene Ontology annotation, cellular component: membrane. Gene Ontology annotation, biological process: transmembrane transport. The record is from RefSeq and is a predicted model, not a curated record.
AUGAAGCCUGCUACUCAGGGGAUUGGGAUUAGCAAAAUGUCGAUGAUAAAAACCGUUCUGUUCAAGUAUGUUCUUGGAUCCUCUGUUGUAAGAGUCAUGAUUCUUCCCAUUAUAGUAGCACUGAUAGUUGCAGGAUAUGGAGAAAUACUCAUUACACAAAUUCUAAAUGAUAUACAAGAAAGAGCCGACAAUACAGAGAUAGUGAAUGGGAAGAUCAGGGUGUAUUUAAUUGUUGCUCUUUCCUCAUAUGUGCUUGGAUUGGUGUCUUUGUUUGCAAUGUCCAGCUAUGUGGAAGCAAUAUGCAGAGAUUAUAUUAUAGAUCUAUACAAGGAACACAUUUGCAUGUCAUUCCUGCAUUUCAAGAAAAUAGGCGUUGGAGAUAUGAUUUCGUUCAUGAAUAGAAAGGUUUUAUCCUUGCGAUGGAUCCUAGAGUCUACCAUAAAGUGCUUUAUCAUGAGCUUGUGCUGCAUUAUAAUAACGAUGAUUAAGAUUCGGGUGGGGGUUGAAAGUUACUAUGGGCUACUUAUGGGAGGUGUUGUGCUUGCUUAUGGGGUAUGUGUGAUCAUCAUAAAUCAUUAUAGAAACACCAUUAGACUGAAGAUGAACAGAGAGAUCGACAUGACAGAGAGAAAGAGAUACAAUAGUAUAUUGAACUAUGAUAUCAUAAAGUCAUACAACAAUGAGGAGCUGGAGGCAGAUGAGCUGUAUAAGCGUAUGGGUGCAGAAACAAGGUAUGGGAAGAUGUAUUGGAGUUGGCUGCAGGCUGGGAACUUUAUUGGAGAAAACAUAUUUAUCAUGGCGAUGUUUAUAAUGACCAUACAAUUUUCGAAUGGAGAUGCAAAGAAUAUUAGUUUUAAGGACUAUACUUUAAUAAUCUCUUUGAGCAAUCAGCUUCGAAUGUAUUGUGUCGAUAUAAGCAACAGCCUUGUCAUGAUACUACUGAACCUAACAAAUAUAUCGCAGAAUAGAGCUGAGGCCACCAAACUGGACGCAGGGGAGCCGGGCUAUUACAAGAAAGACUUUGAGACAGAAAUCAAAAUUGAAGGAUUAGAGAUAUCUAUUGGAGACAUAAAGUUGCUGAGAAACGUAGACAUGAGAAUAAGAAGGGGAGAGAAGAUAGGAAUAUCCGGGGACAAUGGAGGAGGCAAGACCUCAUUUGCUAGAGCUCUUCUUGGAUUUCUUGAUUACAGCGGAAGUAUUCUUAUUGAUGGCAUAGAGCUCAGUACUCUAAACAAGGAAGGCCUUCGGAGCAUGAUAUCAUACUCUCCCCAGGAAUCGCAACUAUUCAACAAGUCUGUCCUUAGCAAUAUAAGGGAUGGAAAUAAAUAUCUAAGUGAUGAAGAGAUUGUUGAAUAUUGCAAGAGGUAUGGGAUGGAUGAGGUUUUUAGAAAUCUUAGCGAUGGAUACCAAACCUCUGUUGGAGAUGGGGGGAAUAGGCUAAGUGGAGGGCAGAGGCAAAAGGUUAACCUGAUGAGAGCAGUUGUUAAAGAUGCGCCUAUAUAUAUUUUUGACCAGGUGACUUCUCAUUUAGAUAAAGAAUCUGAAAAUGCCAUAGUUGACAUGAUUAUGAAAAAUCUUUCGGACAAAACUGUCAUAAUGAUAAUGCAGAACUCAGGAUUAUUGAGCAAAUUUGAUAGGGUAUACUACUUCUCAAAUGGCAUGAUAUCUAAUUAA